Molecule: messenger RNA, 309 nt
Organism: Lactuca virosa
Lineage: Eukaryota; Viridiplantae; Streptophyta; Magnoliopsida; Asterales; Asteraceae
Source: the annotation of a GenBank genome assembly
AUGGUGACUUCCUCACCUCCCACUCCCCUUACAAUUACUAUUGAAUACAAGCCCUACACCAGCUACCAGAUUUGUUUUCAAUUUCGCUUUGUACGGUUUCUUUGGCUACAGCAAGGUUAUUGUAUGUUCAAAUGGCUUAUUUCGGAAGCUUAUCUUACACCACACCAAAAAUUAAGGAUUGGAGAUGCAAUGGCAAAGGCUAUUCCUGGAACCAGACAUGAUCCAGAAAUAGAUGGCUGUAUCAUUAUGGGGAGGGUUGACUGCACUGAAGAAGUUGACCUGUGUAGAAGUUAUAUGCAGAGUCAUUAG